UGCCAUAUUGUUGUUGUGACUUGUGCUUGAUUGACAUCUACGGCCCAUUUCAAUAUUGCGAUUGUAUUAGAACCUAACUACAUUGCUUUUAAAUUGUAUACCUAUUUAUUAAGUUCUAUUUAUGAUAUGAAUUGUGUGUAAUAAGAAUCAAUUGUCAAAAACCAAAAAUGACUACCACUGCAAAAGUAGCAGUGUCUCAGAUACUACGCAAUAAAGAUGAAUUAGGUGAAGAAGAUGAUGAACCUAAAAAGAAAUCCAGAGAAGACUGGCGUAAGGCCAAAGAGUUGGAAGAAGCUCGAAAGGCUGGUACAGCACCUGCCGCUGUCGACGAAACAGGAAAGGAUAUAAAUCCACAUAUACCGCAGUACAUAUCAUCAGCUCCAUGGUACUAUGGCACCUCUGGGCCCACACUUAAGCACCAGCGCCCGCAAGCAGACCGCGAAGGCCAAUUUACAAAACUCGACACAUUCUAUAACAAGGGUGUUGAUACUAGCUCAGUAGCUACCAAAUAUAGGAAGGGUGCAUGUGAGAAUUGUGGCGCAAUGACACACAAGAAAAAGGAUUGCCUUGAGAGGCCCAGAAAGAUUGGCGCAAAAUUCACAAAUGCCGGGAUCGCACCAGAUGAAUUCAACCAGCCGAAUUUAAACCUAAGUUAUGACGGAAAGAGAGAUAGAUGGAAUGGAUAUGAUCCAUCAGAGCAUAAGGCUAUUAUAGAAGAGUAUCAGAAGGUAGAGGAAGCUAAGCGGGAGAUGCGAGCCAAGAAGUUGGAAGAAGAUCCAACGGCAGUGGAAGAUGAUGAUAAUGAAGGUGAGGAUGAAGACAAAUAUGUGGAUGAAGUUGACAUGCCUGGAACAAAGGUGGAUUCAAAACAACGUAUCACAGUGCGGAAUCUGCGAAUCCGUGAGGACACAGCAAAGUAUCUGCGCAAUCUGGACCUCAAUUCAGCAUACUACGAUCCUAAGACCCGUUCGAUGAGAGAUAAUCCACAUCCUGAGGCUGCGGAGAGCGACUACGCGGGCGAGAACUUCGUCCGGCUGAGUGGCGACACGGCGUCGCACGCGGCCGCGCAAGUGUUCGCGUGGGAGGCGCAGGCGCGCGGCCUCGACGUGCACCUGCUGGCCGAGCCCACCAAGCUGCAGCUGCUGCAGCAGGACUACCACCAGAAGAAGCAGCAGUUCAAGACGCAGGUGAAGCAGUCCGUGCUGGACAAGUACGGCGGGGCGGAGCACCUGGCGGCGCCGGACCGCGCGCUGCUGCUGGCGCAGAGCGAGGUGUUCACCACCUACAACCGGGACGGCACGCUGCUGGCCGCCGCCGAGAAGCAGUGGCUCAAGAGUAAAUAUGAAGAAGACAUUCUCAUAAAUAAUCACACGACGGUGUGGGGCUCCUAUUGGAAGGACGGACAGUGGGGAUACAAGUGUUGUCAUUCAUUUAUAAAGAUGUCAUACUGCGUAGGAGAAGCGGGGAAAUCUGUUGUAAUGGAUGUUCCAGAACCUUCCACUAGUACAGCAGAGAAGAAAGCAGUAACAACAAAAUCAGAGAAAUCAUCAUCAGAGUCGUCAGAAAGUUCGUCAUCAGAAUCCGAGGUUGACACGCGGUCAAAAACAGAGAAGACAAGCAAGAAGAAGAAAAGUAAGAAGAAGGCAAAGAAGAAGAAACAGAAGAAAGAGAAAAAGAAGGAAGAGGAUAAGUUGAAAAAGGCAUUAGAAAAGGAGGAAAGACAACAAAAGCGUGCGGAGCACCUGCUAGCACAAGAUGAGAGGAAACGUCCAUACAACAGCAUGGUCGAAGUCAAGGAACCAACUAGUGAAGAAAUGGAAGCUUAUAUGAUGAAGCGGAGACGGGAUGAAGACCCUAUGAGUCAGUUCAUGUGAUUGCAUAUGAUUAAAUAAUAUUAUAAGACA
Molecule: messenger RNA, 1904 nt
Organism: Zerene cesonia (dogface butterfly)
Lineage: Eukaryota; Metazoa; Arthropoda; Insecta; Lepidoptera; Pieridae
Gene: Slu7
Product: pre-mRNA-splicing factor Slu7
Exons: 12
Coding region: 168-1874 (568 amino acids)
Biological process (GO): mRNA splicing, via spliceosome
Cellular component (GO): spliceosomal complex
Molecular function (GO): pre-mRNA 3'-splice site binding
Source: RefSeq, a predicted model, not a curated record